CACGGGCAAGGGCCGCCAUUUUGGCUGAGCAGCCCUAGUGACAGGAGCCGAAGCUGCAGCGCAGGCUGCCCCGCUCCCCUCCCCCUUCCCUUCUCUAGUCGCUCUCCCGGGCCCCCCCUGCACUCUGCAGUCCCGGCCCCGCCAUGUCCCAGAAACAAGAAGAAGAGAACCCUGCGGAGGAGACCGGCGAGGAGAAGCAGGACACACAAGAAAAGGAAGGUAUUCUCCCUGAAAGGGCAGAGGAAGCAAAGCUGAAGGCCAAAUACCCCAGCCUGGGACAAAAGCCCGGCGGCUCGGACUUCCUCAUGAAGAGACUCCAGAAAGGGCAAAAGUACUUUGACUCAGGAGACUACAACAUGGCCAAAGCCAAGAUGAAGAACAAGCAGCUGCCAAGCGCAGGACCGGACAAGAACCUGGUGACUGGCGACCACAUCCCCACCCCACAGGAUCUGCCCCAGAGAAAGUCCUCCCUCGUCACCAGCAAGCUUGCGGGUGGCCAAGUUGAGUGAUGCUGCCCUGGGCUCUACCAGAUGCUGAGACGUGGCCCCCCACCCCAGGUCCAGCGCUGGCUCCCGCCCCCUCUCUGCCUUUGCAGCCAGGGACCCAGAGGUGGCCCAGGGGUGGGCUGCAGAGGCAGAAGCCCCUGCCUGUUGCUGUCUCUCGCAUGGAGCCCCUGGGGCCGAGCCCCAAGACCUUGAACCCUUUUUUGUUUUACCUUUUUUUUUUUCCUAAAUAACUUGGGGGAAAAAAUCUCAGUGAAAUUCUGGGAGUGGAAUGGGGUGGGAGAUUCCAGGGAAACAUGAACUACGGCCGGAAAGUUGAUGCAAACGUUUCUGACUUUCCUCCCUCUUGACCCUGCAGCUGGUGUGGGGUGGAUGUGAGGGGGGAGGCGGAUGGACUGGGGACACGGGGUUCUAGUUCAGCUCUGUAGAAACAUGCCUGCUCUGGCUGUGGCUGGAGACUCGGUGUCCUGUGAAGGAAGCUGCCUACACACGACCCAUGCAGACAGCUCCCCCACUUGGGCAGAGCUAGCCGAGGCCGGCGGUGUUAACUGGGCCAUUGAGAAAAGUGCUACUCUCCUGGAAGUCUGUUACAGGGACAAGGGAGUACGUGGUGGGGGAAAAGAGCCGUGAGCAUGCGGAGCCCCACAGAGGCCAGUGGACUUUUUCAGCAUUUGAAAUAAUAAUAAUAAUAAUAAUAUAUUAAUAA
Messenger RNA from Ochotona princeps (American pika), 1209 nucleotides. RefSeq names its product endosulfine alpha (gene ENSA). Gene Ontology annotation, cellular component: cytoplasm. Lineage: Eukaryota; Metazoa; Chordata; Mammalia; Lagomorpha; Ochotonidae. The coding region runs from base 144 to 509 and encodes 121 amino acids. The transcript is spliced from 4 exons. The record is from RefSeq and is a predicted model, not a curated record. Gene Ontology annotation, molecular function: protein phosphatase inhibitor activity.